AUGCAACCUGCGCGUUCCUUGGUAUGGAAAUUCGAUUUUCGACACGUUCUUCGAGGUGCUGAAAGUUACCUACCAACUACGCAGAAUGUCCGACAACGCUGCAACUACUGCGGCAACGGGGGCCAGCAGUCCUCCCAACGCUGAUGCCAGUGUCCCACAGGCUGCUGAGCAUGACAACAAUGUCAUCAUUGCUAUCGACGACAACGUCGAUGAUGGCGCAUCAGUGAGCCACCAAAGUCUAGCUUCUUCGACCACGAGUCUAUCAAACUCAAUUUACGACUACCGAUUAGAAAAUGGACGAACGUACCAUGCACACAAGGACGGGAAAUACAACAGUCCCAAUGACGAAAUAGAACUCGAUCGACUUGACUUUCAGCACAACAUUUUCCUCCGCUCAUUCGGCGGUCGGCUUGGAACUGCACCCCCGAACGACCCGGACGCAAAGGUUGGAAGGGUCCUCGAUGUGGGCACCGGGACCGGUAUCUGGGCCGUUGAUUUCGGCGAAGAGCACCCCGAAUCCGAGGUUCUUGGUGUCGACUUGUCUCCAGUCCCGCUUUCAUUCGUGCCACCAAAUGUUCGAUUUGAGGUUGAUGACGUUGAAGAACCUUGGACGUACUCGCAACCUUUCGACUACAUUCAUAGCCGUGGGAUGACUGGCAGUAUUGGCAAUUGGGAAAAAUACGUCAAGAAAUGCUUCCGGAACUUGACUCCUGGGGGUUAUCUCGAGCUUACCGAAGGAGAUGUUAUCCCACUCUCAGACGACGGCACACUUACCGAAGACACUUCCCUUAUGAAGGCUCUUCGCUUGUGGUCUAAAGGGCUAGCUCUCUUGGGAUCACCUUUCGAGGAUAUCGGGCGCCUCGAAGGCGUCAUGAAGGAUGCCGGGUUUGAAGAUGUCCAUGUCAAGCGCUUUAAGUGGCCAACGAACAGCUGGCCAAAGGACCCAAAUUACAAGGAGCUGGGUAUCUGGACCUAUGAGAACCUUUCUCCCAACUGGGAGGGUUUCCUUAUGGCUACCUUAACUCGGGCCCUGGACUGGACGAGAGAGGAAGUCUUGGUCCUUGCGAUGGAGGCUCGCAAGGAUAGUGGCAACAAGAAUAUCCACGCUUAUUACCAGAUGUGGUCCAUUCAUGGAAGGAAGCCCUUGAAAACCGAGGAGGCCGAACCCGCGGCUUCCAACGCCACGGAAGAUUGAUUUGUUGACCGUGAACCGACACUUACAUCUACGUUGCAACUUCAACAACACGUAGAUGCUAUUACGACGAGAAUGAGAUAAUCAAAGCAAUGAGAUUCAAACCCUUUUGAAAAUACACUGAUCAUUCAUAUGCAAUUGCUUGUCUAUGACUAAGAGCAAUUUGUUUUGGACUACGGAACACAUGUUUCAACUUGGCCCAAUGUCUGACCAAUCUUCGAAGACAACCUGAGCAAUAGAACUACCCUGCCCCGCUCAAUGAUUGUAUUGAAUUGGUUUCUUCA
Messenger RNA from Colletotrichum navitas, 1476 nucleotides. Its product is annotated as methyltransferase domain-containing protein. Bases 86 to 1195 code for a protein of 369 amino acids. The transcript is spliced from 9 exons. Gene Ontology annotation, molecular function: methyltransferase activity. Lineage: Eukaryota; Fungi; Ascomycota; Sordariomycetes; Glomerellales; Glomerellaceae. The record is from RefSeq and is a predicted model, not a curated record.